AUGAUCGAACUUAUCUCUGGUGAAACUGAGAAGGUUGUGCGAAUUUGGGACCCAAGAACUGGUUCAAAGUCUAUGAAGCUAAGAGGGCAUAUAGAUAACACUAGGGCUCUGCUUCUGGAUUCUACUGGCAGAAUUGCGGUGCAUACAGAUUCUGUUUGGGCACUUGCGAGCACCCCAACAUUUAGUCAUGUUUAUAGUAGUGGUAGAGAUUUUUCUUUAUAUUUGACAGACUUGUCAACAAGAGAAAACAUAUUGCUUUGCACCAAGGAACACCCAAUUUCACUACUGGCAUUUCAUGAUGAUAAUAUAUGGGUUGCAACGACAGACUCUUCAGUUGAUAGGAGGCCUGCUGAAGGACAAAACCCUCAGAAGGUCUUUCAAAGAGGUGAUUCAUUCUUGGCUGGAAACUUGUCUUUCUCGAGGGCAAGAGUUUCUUUAGAAGGGACUGCCCCAACUCCUGUUUUUAAAGAACCAAUAUUUACUAUUCCCGGAACGCCAGCAAUAGUCCAGUAUGAAAUUUUAAAUAAAAAAAGGCAUGUAUUGACUAGGGAUACUGCUGGUUCAAUAAAGCUCUGGGAUAUAACCAUUUUGUCUUUUUAUGCCCAGGUUUCAUAUGACGAGAAAAAGGAGCAGUUGUUUGAGAUGGUAACCAUUCCUUCAUGGUUCACUGUGGAUUCCCCGCUUGGAAGCUUGUCUGUUCAUUUGGACACACCCCAAUGCUUUUCUGCAGAGAUGUAUUCUGCAGAUUUGAAAAUAACUGGCAAGCCUGAGGAUGAUAAGAUUAAUCUAGGUCUUGAAACCCUUAAAGGUCUUUUAGCUCAUUGGAUGGCCAAAAGAAGGCAAAAACUUGGCUUGCAGACUUCAGCUAAUGGAAAUGUUUUAUCAGGAAAAGUUACUACCCAAAGAAGUCUUGCUCAUUCAAGAAUUGAGGUUGAUGGAAAUGCUGAAACUGUCCCCACGGUCUAUCCUCCUUUUGAGUUGUCUACAGUUUCCCCUCCUUCAAUUAUCACUGAAGGUUCCCAAGGAGGUCCUUGGAGAAAGAAAAUUACAGAACUGUAUGGUACUGAGGAUGAGAAGCACUUCCCCUGGUGGGUUUUGGAUUGUGGGUUGAAUAAUCAGCUCCCAUCACGAGAGAACACCAAGUGCAGCUUCCACCUUCAUCCAUGUGAAGGUUCAGCUGUUCAAAUCCUCACACAGGGGAAGUUAAGUGCACCUCGCAUAUUGAGAAUACAGAAGGUUAUUAAUUAUGUCAAAGAAAAGAUGGUGCUUGACAAACCAAUUGAUAGUUUAAAUACCAUUGGAUCAUUUGCUCCUGGAAUUGGAGGACAAUUGCAGCAUUCAUCAGUUGGAGAUGGAUUGCUUUGUUCUGGACUAAAGCCUUGGAAAAAUCCUCGGCAUUCUAUUGAGAUUUUAUGUAAUAAUCAGGUAUUAUCUCCUGACACGAGCUUAUCUACUGUGCGGGCUUACAUAUGGAAGAAACCCGAGGACUUGGUGCUUAAUUAUAGAGUGAUUCAAAGGAGGUGAUUUAUUGGUUUCUUGGAGCAGGUGAGUUGGACGUAUACUAC
Messenger RNA from Hibiscus syriacus, 1565 nucleotides. Its product is annotated as WD repeat-containing protein 48-like. The coding region runs from base 1 to 1524 and encodes 507 amino acids. Gene Ontology annotation, molecular function: ubiquitin binding. The record is from RefSeq and is a predicted model, not a curated record. NCBI's taxonomy places the organism in Eukaryota, Viridiplantae, Streptophyta, Magnoliopsida, Malvales, Malvaceae. The transcript has 12 exons. Gene Ontology annotation, biological process: double-strand break repair via homologous recombination; protein deubiquitination.